Messenger RNA from Aegilops tauschii subsp. strangulata, 1442 nucleotides. RefSeq names its product F-box protein At3g07870-like. The record is from RefSeq and is a predicted model, not a curated record. Gene Ontology annotation, molecular function: protein binding. Lineage: Eukaryota; Viridiplantae; Streptophyta; Magnoliopsida; Poales; Poaceae.
GCCCCCAAAUUUGGUGCUGCAUCGCGCGUCCACAGCUCCCCCCCCCCCUCAUGCGCCCACGAGAACCACAUUCUCACCCCUACCUCUGCUCCACAUGCUUCCUCGAUCACCUAUUCGUGCCAUCCAUUAGCGAAGAUCUACAGUCUUGCUUCACGCCGCUUCUCUGAGUACCGAAUUGUGGCUUGUUGUCAGGGUGCCUUUUCUAACUUACACAUCUUGGGUAGAGAUAGCCGAAGCAACCACCCGCACCUUGGCGACAUAAGUCUUGACACUCUAGCAUCCAAGAUAAUCUCUGGCGACUUAAUUUGGUGGUGCGGAAGAGGGAUAGAGAAAAGGCUAUAUAUAUGGAGCAAUUGGGAUGAUCUUUAGUAUGACGAUGAGUGCUCUACAAGAUCUGACUGUCUCAACGGAUGCUUGUGCAAUAUUUCUACGGUUAGAUUGUAUCAGUGGGCUAUAGUAUGCUUAUUAUGGAUUCUGAGGAAGCUGGUUCAAAGAAGGAAAGGAAUGAGGAAUAUUCCAUAAACUGUCUCCCAAGAGAGCUCAUCGAGCGGAUAUUUUUUCGGCUUCCGGUGAGCACUUUAUUGGUGUGUAUUGGAGUUUGUACGCGCUGGAAAAACUUGAUCCGGGAUCCCAAUUUUGUCACAUCACACCUGAAGCAUGCAUCCCAUUAUUCCCUCAUAUUCUUCCAACAAGAUUAUGUUGCAGGAAAACAUUACCCGAGUGAUGCUAUUCUAAUUGAUAAAGCUUGGUCACAAUCAACAUAUGCAGUGCCAACCAUUGACCCUGAUGAUUUCCUCUGUGGUUCAUGUAAUGGGAUUAUUUGCUUAUACACAAAGACAUCAACAAUCAAGAUAGCUAACCUUGCAACUGGCGAAUGUCUGCAUCUUGAGAAACCUAUAAAGAAUUUGAGUGGCGACCAAUUCUUGUUCUAUAGUUUUGGGUUUCACCCUUUGACAAGAGAAUACAAAAUUACACACUUGGGUGACUAUGUUGAGGGCCGUCCCGAGAAUGGAGACAAAUUCACCAUCAUUCAAGUUUACAGGCUUGGUGAUGAGAAAUGGAAAGACAUCAGAACCCCAGAAGCCUUAAGCUUGAGUUGCGUCAAAAACUCUGGACUAAUCAAUGUUGGCGGAACAAUGUAUUGGUUAACUAAUGAUAUGGCAACUAACUGGAAGCAUGUUGUUAUGUGCUUUGAUCUCGGCGAAGAAGCUUUUGCACGGAUAGAACUGCCAACAUCCGUACUUGAAAAUAGUGUUUAUGGUGGUCCCCGUAGGUACAGGAUCAGAGAGAUAGAUGGGAAAAUAUGUAUAGCAACCGCUCAAACCUGGCACAAAGUUAUUUAUGGUAAGCUGCAGAUCUGGACACUUGACAACAAGGUCGAGCAAAGUUGGAGCCAGAAGUACAAUAUGUUGGGGAACGUAGUGAUUUCAAAAAAUUAUUGA